AUGGCUGCCCUAAGUCGUAGUUCGCUAAUGUGUAUGCAGAGCGACUUUCAGAAGCCGCCUUCAGCCGCCUACCCUGCGCAGGACGAGUGGUAUCGAGAGCUUGAGCGGCAUAGGACGUGUCUUCGACGUCGCUGCAAGGAGUUGAAGACUGCCUUCCGCCCGAGGCAGCACCCGCAACACACGGUUGAUAAAUGCGCCGACCGCUCCCAGGUCUGUAAGCAGAAGGCCCAAAGUCCUGUGUCUACACCGGUUUCGGCAGUGUACCGCGGCAAAGCAUUCAACGGUACCUUGAGUGACGUUGAAUCUAGCAUUUAUGAGCACCAACCUUCGCCGAAGGCAGUACUCGUGACACCCAAUCAUAAUCGAGCCGAUCCACCGAACGCCACCCCCGCCUCAAGACAUACCGGAAGGCACUUUGACGUACCCAAAGGUCGUGGUGCAGUAUUCAACCCGUCGAAUAACGGUACUGCGCACCUUCGCCGUCAUUUACAACGAUCGUCCAGUGUGGGCACUGCUAGAAGUUUCGAAGGAGGCCUUACGUCGUGCUCAUCAUCCGCUGAUAGCGUAAACGGGCACAUCCCCAUCAACUUUCUUUUGGCGUGCAAGAGGGGUAUUGGGGCUAUUACACCAAGUUACAACCGGUCGUUUACUCUGGUCGAUUGCGUGGAUAGAGCACCUCCCUUAGGGCCGGACCCACGUCACGCACAUUGUGUUCAUCGACGCGGUGGUACAUCAAAACCUUACGAGCGCAGCCGUGUUGGCGAUACGUCCUGCGUGACUAAUUGCGAUAGACUUUGCGAAGAUAGGCGUCAAAAGCUGCAAACAUUCUGCGGCGAUAUCAAGCACCAGAACAAGAGCCACGGGCAAGGACGGCCCAACCUACAUUCUCAUCCCUGUAUACCCAGGAAACCGCCGGUAGCCGUGACACAGCCAACGUGCUUGGUUGAUCAUAAAGCACACGAGAGUUACACGAAUCAUCCGUGUAGAACCGAUCGCCACCCUCAUCAAGGGAAGGACUACAGGAAUUGCCAUAGGUGCCACCACUGUUACGAGAACGAUUUCAGGAUGAAUAAAGAAACGCACAUGUCCCCUAAGAACCACGAGCACGGUUCCUCGUUGGACGCGGCUGAGGAUUAUCCGUUGCAUUCUUUCGAGGCUUCCCCCUCACGUAGAUCGCAAGCCGCGUCUCCCGCGGGCGUUACGCGGCAGGUGGAUGCCCAGUUUGUCGAAAACCUGCUGACCGGGCACAACGUGAACGUGGAAGUGCUGAAGGCGCCCGAGCUGGGUUCUACCGAGAGGACGCGCCACAUGCUCUCCGUCUGUCGUGAGGUGUUCAUGGGCGCCAUCGGCGCGCAGGUGGUCUACGUCGUGACGAGCAUGCUGUUCGGCAACGUAGCGGCUGCGAUCAUGGUGGCGCUUCUGUGCAUCCAGAGCGCGUUCUGCCACUGCGACGGGCGCCCGAUGGCCUACGUGAUCAACGGCGUGCUGUCGCUUGUGGUUGCGUCGACGGUAACCGUGGCUUUGUGCUGCGACGUCGCCGGGCUCGAGCCGUACCGCACCGACCCCGUGCUGAACACGAUGUCGUACAUUUAUGUACCGCUGUGUUUUGCGUUCGGGAUAUUUUCGUUCUUCCUGGCCCACAGCAACAACGACCUCCACAAGCGCGAGAGGCAGGCCAUAGUCUACGCGGUCAACCGGCUACUGGGCGACCGCUUCCAUGUGAACCAGCGCAACCUCACCAUCGAGCGGCGCACGUAA
Messenger RNA from Babesia ovata, 1758 nucleotides. RefSeq lists its product as uncharacterized. The transcript has a single exon. Lineage: Eukaryota; Apicomplexa; Aconoidasida; Piroplasmida; Babesiidae. Bases 1 to 1758 code for a protein of 585 amino acids. The record is from RefSeq and is a predicted model, not a curated record.